Parnassius apollo (apollo) is the source of this 897-nucleotide messenger RNA. NCBI's taxonomy places the organism in Eukaryota, Metazoa, Arthropoda, Insecta, Lepidoptera, Papilionidae. The record is from the annotation of a GenBank genome assembly.
AUGGAUUUUAAUCGGAUUGUUGACAAGCUUGAGUCGACUGAUUGGUCAUUGAUAAUGAAUAUGGAAGAUGCUAACGAGGCAGCUGAUAAUUUUAACACAAUCUUAGAAAUGGCAAUAAACGAAAAUACAAGUUAUGUGGUGCCCAAACGGUCAGAUCGAGUUAUAAAGCCAUGGAUAACUCCAGGCUUAAUGAGAUGCCAAAAACACCGUGACAAUCUGCAUCUCGAAGCCAGGAGAAACCCUGAUAAUACAUUUAUCCAAAUCACUUAUAAACGAUACAGAAACUUCCUUUACGCGCUACAACGAAAAUUAAAGACCGAAUACGAGAAUAAUCAAAUUCAGCAAAAUAAAGAUAACCCAAAAAAGUUGUGGAAAACGCUCAAAAAUAUAUGUAAUCUCACACGCAACACUACCGAGGCUAAUGAAUUGUUGUCCGUAGACAAAGACCCUGAUUCUUCUUUAAACGCUUGUAACGAGUACUUCACUAGAGUUGGCAGAGAACUGGCUGAUGACACGCUCAGAAGAUUAAACACCCAAGAAGACCUGUUAGCUGCAGAAUACAAACCAAGAGUGCUUUGCAAGGACUCCCUCUUUCUGCAGCCAACGGAUCCUUAUGAAGUUGGUACGCUUAUUGACCAGCUAAAAAACGAUACUGCACCGGGUAUAGACAGCUGCACCCCAAGAAUUGUUUUAGAAUUCCAUAAUGUCAAAAGACCAGUCCACCAAUACAAAGAAGAGCAAUUAAUACAAGCUAUGACUACGAAAAAUAGGAAGAAAAAUACAUGUACAAUAAACAGAAUAAGAUGCAACAACUGUGAAGAAGAAUUGACUAGCGAUACAGAAAUUAAUGACUUAAAAAUAUUGGAUGUGACAAUUGCCUUGCAUGGUAUCAUUUAA